Molecule: messenger RNA, 1047 nt
Organism: Drosophila biarmipes
Lineage: Eukaryota; Metazoa; Arthropoda; Insecta; Diptera; Drosophilidae
Product: putative gustatory receptor 59d
Exons: 1
Coding region: 1-1047 (348 amino acids)
Biological process (GO): sensory perception of taste
Cellular component (GO): membrane
Source: RefSeq, a predicted model, not a curated record
AUGGACCUGUUCAAAUGGUGUUUGUCCUUUACCUAUUUCAUCGGUCGUCUAACUGGCGUUAUAAACUUCGAGAUCGACUUGAAAACUGGUCGAGGUAAAAUCACCAAGCGAGCUACAAUAAGUGCAGCCUGCUCGCACAUAGUUAUUUCCACUAUGAUGGCUUUCUAUGUGAUCAACAUUGACAGAAUAGUCAAACUGUGGAGAAUGUCGAGUUAUCUUCAAAAAUAUGUAGUUAUAGUUUUUGGAUUUUUCCGCAUAGCUUGCGUAUUCCUGUUCUUUAAAAGGAUAUGGUCAGACCGACGGAAAUUCAUGAAGCUCUUCGACUCGCUCAGGCGUCAGUACAGUCCGGAGAUAAUUCCGUUCUGCCGGAAAACCAUCUUUAAAAAGUCUUUCUGCUUUCUAAUGUUGCACACUGCACUUAUUAUCAUCAUUCUUACGGUCAUGCUUGGGCAUGCAAGAACAACCCUGGAUCUUGCCAUCUUGGGCAACUUUAUCGUGUUAGUCGUUACAAAUGUGAUCAUUUUGCAAUACUUUAUUGCCAUGGUGGGCAUUCGAGGGCGGUACAUUCUUCUGAUUAAGGAGUUUCAAGCGAUUAUAUCCGAAAUACGAUCCCUUAAUCCCAACCGAAUUGGGGUUUUUGUCACCACUUGUUGCAGUCUUGCCGAUCGCCUUGAAAAACUGGCCCAAUCCCAAUCUGAUUUACAAGCGCUUAUGGAACGAUUGUCCCGAAGUUACCAAGUUCAGGUCGUCAACUUGAUUAUAACGUACUAUUCAAAUCUGGUGUCGUUCUUAUUGGUUUUGUUUACCUUAAAUAAACAUGGUGCUUCCACAGAAGUCUACCAUAAGUUUGUCACAAUUCUUCACUUUGCUAUUGCGGGAUUCUGGUUAAUCGAUUUUCGGAUAAACGCGUCGAGUAUGUUUUGCCUGCUGGAUACACACGAUAAAAUGGUCCAACUACUGAGUCAGAGGACAUCUUUUCAACCUGGUUUAGAUCGGAGAUUGGAGGCAGUUGUAAGAAAAGAGAUUGAAAAGUUUUUAAGUUUUUAA